AUGGCUACUGUACAACCACCAACAUCUAGUCAGUCUGGACCUCUGACUUCUACUGGUAAUACGUUAAUAAAUUCAUCCACUCCCAAGGGACAAAAUAAUACUGUAGUUCCUUUGUCUCAGUCAACAGCCUAUCCGGUCUGUAUAGCGAAUGCUGGUCGUACAGACCAAUCUACAAAAACUAGACCAGAAGUAUCAGUAUAUCAAGCAGAAUCACCGAGCUUGAACGCGUUCAUACUGACAAAGCCAUUGCCUGCCUCACGUCUUCGACAAGGGGCUAUUGAAACAACUACCUCAUCAAUGCCUAUAGCUGCACAGGCAGUAGAAGCAGGAACAACCGGCCAGCAUUUGCAUGCUCGAAAUGUUAUUCCUACUCCAAGUAGAGCAGAAAGAAAAACUCAAUUUGGAAUCGACUGUGCUGAAAUGGUGCAUUUUGCUAGAUGGGAACCUGGCGGUGAACAUGUAAAAUAUUUGUCCGUCAAAAACAUAGUGAUGAAAACUCAAAAAAUCAAGUAUAAACUGCCACAAACUCGAUAUUUUUCUAUGGAAUUUCCCGAAACCCAAACGCUCAGUGCAGGAAUGAGUUGGACAGUUCCAAUCACAUUUCGACCAGUUGCCAAGGAGUGCUACCAUGAUGUCAUUGAGUUUACUACGUCUUUUGGAAAGUUCUUUUUACCCAUCAAGGCUACACUUCCCGAGCAUGUAUUAGAGUUUCCAAAAACAAUCGAUUUUUCAUUAUGCCCAGUUCGCGAAACAGCAAAAAGGACAUUCCAACUAAAAAAUACAGGAGAGCUAACCAGUUACUUUGAAUGGGAAAUCAGUGCACCUUUUGCAAUUUCUCCUCAAAAUGGAUCACUCUCUCACGGAAACAGUUGUACUAUAACGGUUGAAUUUACUCCAGUAGACGCUUCUGUAUUCACAGCAACAGUAGUAUGUUCGUUUGGAGAUAAAUCGCAUUGGGAAAAAUCCAAAGUUCGACAAGCCAUGACCGUGAAUGGAAUUGGAAAGUACUCGCACUUGACUCUUGCAUCUGACACAAACAUAUUCGAUUUUGGCGAAGUAUUCAUUGGAAAAAGCGCUGAAAAAAAGAUUGUUCUCAAGAACCAUUCAGCGGUCCCAGCCAAUUUUUGCAUUACUCGGUCGGAGCGAAAUACUGAUUCAUAUUUUGAAUUUUCAAUCUUAUCUGGUACAGUGGCUAGCAAAAAACAACUUGAUAUUGGGAUUAAAUACACGCCAAUGGCUUCUGGAAUGUAUUCCAAUGAUUACUUUAAUAUCAACACUCUUUCUGGAAAUACAAUUGUUGUAACCUGUCAAGGUUGUGGAACUGGACCAAAAGUUACCUUGAAUCCGGAUGUGGUCAACUUUCAUGACACACCUGCUGGAUCGACAGUCACAAGAGCAUUAUAUCUUCAAAACAAUGCCAACACGAGUGCAUUUUAUCAGUUUUUAGCAGAACCUGCUAGUACAUUUCAAGUUGAUAAGAUAUGUGGAAUAAUUGGUCCAAAUUCAUCGGUUGCAUUGACAGUCAAAUUCUCUCCAACCGAGCCAAUCAACUACUAUAGGCGUGUAUAUUGUCUUGUAGAGCAUCAGGAUGCAUUGCACGUCGACUUUAUUGGUACAUGCUAUAACGAUAAACGUCGACCAGCAACAUUUAAGCCACACCACAUUUCCAACUAUCAACAACGUGUUAAAAACGGACUCUGGCAAUAUGGUCCAGAGCAACUCGAAGAUAUGCUAAAAACUGGUGUUAUUUUUCUCAAUAACGGUAUACUGUCCUUUACCAAUGACUCUGUUGCAAAACAGCAUGCGCAUUCUUCCUUGGUUGAUUCGCCGUAUUCUGACGGCCUUGUUGGAAGCGAGUAUUUUUACGAGAAUACUGGACCGACAGUAGCUGCCUCUCUUGUCAAUAGCUAUGUUGAUUUUGGUGCAUGUUCGCGUUAUCGAAUCAUUGAGCCUCAAGUUAUUUGUAUCUCUAACAAUACCAAAGGGAAAAUGUCGUGCGUAUGGGUUAUUCCUGGAGAAGCUGAUGGCGAGGAGCCAACGUUUUCAGUGACACCCAAAGUUGCUGAUAUCCUAGCAAAAAGUACUAUGCAGUUUAAAGUUAAUUUUCGACCAACAGUAGAUAAUUCAUUUUAUGGUGCUCAGCUGGAAUGCUUUGUCUAUUAUAAAAGCAUGCGAAAUUUUAGAUUGGUAAACGAAGACACGUUCACUCCAUCAUGGUGUUUGACUCCAACAGUUGCGGGAAACACGUUUACUGCUGGAGAGGAUACUUUUAUACCAAAAAUUUCGUUUGGAGCUACAAAGCUUGAUUUUCCCGCAUGUCAUGUAGACAAAUCUGUAUAUCGCACGGUACAAGUAACCAAUUUAGGCGACACAUUUGUCAAAUUUUCAUUCCUAGAAAACAGCAGCCAGCCAAAUACCGAAACCAAUGCUAUUUCCGAGUUUAAUUCAAAAUCCAACAAUGUAUUUUCGGCGAAGCCUCAACAUGGUAUUUUACACAAGGGCGAAUCUCGACUAAUUGUUUUUCGAUUUUCUCCAUCCGAGCAAAAAGAGUAUUUACAAGCCCUCAAGUGUUAUUUUAACAACUCACUUGGCAAUAGCUAUGCAAGUAUUAGAUUGGGUCUUCAAAUGCAUGGAGUAGGUCAUUAUCCACGGAUUACAUUUGAUGGAAAUGGCGUCUUGUGUUUCAAACCAACGUGUAUUGGAGCCAUUGCAGUGCGUCACUUUGUCAUACGCAACACAUCUCGCAUCUUGGUGAACUACAAGUGGCAUAUUCCGGAACAAUACAACUCAGUUGUAUCCAUUGAGCCAUUGAGCGGUAUUUUGGCUUCAAACAGCAGUGCGAAUUUGAUUUGCACCUUUGCUCCCAAUUGCACUAGCAAUUACUCGCUAGUAUUGCCCUGUUACUACUCGCACGAAAUUACAAACGAAACAUCUGCUAUUGUCAAGAAAAAAGCAAGUUUCACCGUAUUUGGACGUGGUAUUAUAGGAACCAUUGUUGCAAAGCCACAAGUGGUCGACUUUGAAACUAUACUUGUAAACACUGUUUCUGAAAAAGAGAUUUUACUGUUCAAUCCAAGUGAAUGUGACGUAUUUUACACUCUUGAGAUAUAUCGCAAAAAACCAAGUACAGGCACGCAUGGGAAAAUUGAUAUAGUAGAAGAGUUAUUGGAGAAUGAUAUUACGGUAUCUGAAUUGGAAAUUGUUCAAAAACUACGAUCCUUGCCGGCUCGGUCAAACCAAGCUCUGAAAAUCAAAGCAUGUGUGCACGAACAAACUCGACAAGAGUUUCAUGUGUAUUAUCGAAUUCAAGAUCAUACACUUACAGAUACAGAGGGACGCUUGACGCCAAGUGUAUUGCAAAAGAAGAGAAAAGUCCAGCGCUAUCAUUUAUGCGAUGUUGUCGCAGUUGGAGUUCAUCCUGUCGUUCAAGCAUCAUAUAUUCACUGCGAGGGAAUUAGCAAAACUAUACUAUGGGAAAUGUUUUCUUUGAACAAGUUUAAUGAAAUUCUUCGAGAACCAGAAACAGGUCAGAAUGCAUACGCUGAGCAAACUCUAGACGAUAAUAAUUCAUUUCCGAUCGAUUUGCCUAUGCAACUCACUCCAAAUCAAAACGAAAUUAAUUUUGAUUUUGGCGCUACUUCAGUCAGCUGCAAACCGACACUGCUCAGUUUAACAUUGACAAACAGCGGGGUUGUGUCAGUUGAUUGGGUGUUUCAUUUCCCCAACGAUCUCGAGGUGGAGAUUGAGCAUUGGGCCGAUCCAGGAGACUAUACUGAAGAGCAACUUCAUCAAAAUUUGAUAUUAGAUAAUAAUAUCUUUUGUGUAACGCCAAAGCAUGGAAGUCUUUGUCCAGGAGAAUCGGUCAAUGCUAUCAUGUCCUAUAGCCACGAGUUUGCAGGCUCGCAUAAACUAGCCGUAGUGUUUAAGCUUUAUAACGGCACAUCACAAUCAGGAAAGGAAAUUAUGAUUAAUUUUACGGGAUACUCUGUUCCACCAGCCAAAAAGUAUUUGCAAAUACAAGCUGCCACUCAUGAAUUAGUUCCGAUCUUUAUUGGAACCACGGAUCCUCCAAUCCAAACAUAUCGUCUAAUGAAUCGUGGUGCGGUAUCUCUUGAAUAUAGUAUCGAUACAUCGUCCCUUGAACGACUAAAGGAAGAUAACCACAAUUUUGAAGUUUUCAAAUGCCUACAUACAUCUGGGUGUAUUCCGCCAGGAGGAUAUGAAUAUGUGCAAUGGCUUUUUCACCCAUUGGAAGAAAAGAUAUACGAGAUUGACAUUCCAAUUUCAAUUGUUUCUGGAAAAUCAUACAUGGUUACACUGAAAGGAAAGGGCGAGCGACCAUUGGAUAUACAUAAUGAAGAAAGGCUUGAUCCUAAAUCAUAUCAAGUCAGUACUUUUGAAACACAGACGUCAUACGCUCAAAAUCAUAUUGCUGCUCUAUCUCUGGAAAAUAUUAACUUUGGACAUGUUCCAUUAGAAUCUACAAUGAGACAGGUUAUUGGGGUUCUCAACACGAGUAAUACUGCUGAUAUUUUUUUCAAAUGGAGUGUUCCAACCUAUUGGCCUUCUGGAGAAAUCAUGAUUACUCCAUUGGAAGGACGAUUAAAACCAGGUGAAAGUCGAAUCUGCAAAGUUGUUUUUAGUCCAAAACAUGAUUGCAGAAUUUACGAUAUGGAUAUUGUGUGCAAUGUUGGCAAUGCCACAGAAAUGGAAACACUGUCUGCUCAAAGAGAUGGUGUUAAUAUAGUUUCGAAACAAGAAAAAUGUACUGGCGUUUCUGAAGCAGUAUCACUUCGCGACUCUAUACAGACCAAGGAUCGCUGCUUGUCGCUAAACAACACGGUAGGCAGUUUGGGAGUAGAUAUCAGUCGAUUAAAGUAUCGAACACUGCCUGCCAUUUCGUCACCAACCCCUAAUCAAAGUCAGUCAACAACCUCCGAAUCAAAAAGAAGAGUCAAGGUUGAAUCUACUCACGAUAGCGUCAGAUUGUCACCUCACUCGGCAAGAUCUGGUGUCAGUGAUUGUGUUCCAUUAGAGUCGAGUAGAGUUCCUGUUUCAUUUCAGAAAUUUGUUUCAAUUCGUGCAAGAACAUACAAGGCUGAAGAAUUUCGUCGUUUAUUUAAAGGAUACGAUCAGUUUUAUCAGAACCGUCAACAAGAACAAGUGCGCAUUUUUGAGCCAAAUCAUGACAUUGUGUCUAACCAGGAAGAAAAGAAUGCAGUUCAGUCAAUGAUACAGUCACUAUUAAGCGAUAUUUUCCAAGAUCCAGAUGUACUUGGAAUUCCUACAGAUACACUAAAUGGAUCGCUGUUUUACUAUGCCCAAAUUGCUUCAAAUCCCAAUUUAGGCAUAGUUCUUCAAAGUACUGAUUCGGCUUGCACUGCAUCAGCAGUAAAAACCAUUGACAAGCCUGACCGAUUAUCUCAAAAAAAUCACAGUGAAUUUGUAUCCGAUUUAUCCAUCAUUACAUGCGAGGAAUUCCAAAAUGCUGUAGAAGCAGUAUUGGAGGGAACACUUUAUAAUCUUAUUCAGGAAGCAAAUGCUGGUGAAUUUCAAUGGCACAAAUAUCCCAUUUUAUUUGAUGAAACCAAACUUUUUGAACAGGUGGUACAGAAAUAA
This is a messenger RNA of Batrachochytrium dendrobatidis JAM81, 5619 nucleotides long. RefSeq lists its product as uncharacterized. The record is from RefSeq and is a predicted model, not a curated record. Bases 1 to 5619 code for a protein of 1872 amino acids. Lineage: Eukaryota; Fungi; Chytridiomycota; Chytridiomycetes; Rhizophydiales. The transcript is spliced from 29 exons.